This is a messenger RNA of Manihot esculenta (cassava), 3191 nucleotides long. RefSeq names its product receptor-like protein EIX1. The record is from RefSeq and is a predicted model, not a curated record. Lineage: Eukaryota; Viridiplantae; Streptophyta; Magnoliopsida; Malpighiales; Euphorbiaceae. Gene Ontology annotation, molecular function: protein binding. The transcript has a single exon. Bases 1 to 3096 code for a protein of 1031 amino acids.
AUGGAGACAAUUUCACAACUUCAUAUUGUAUUGCUUGUUAUCUGUUUGAUAAUAGGAGAAUUUGCUCUCAAUGGAAAAGCUCAAAUGGUGGACUGCAAUGAAUCUGACAGAGAAGCUCUUAUUGACUUCAAAAAGGGUCUUGAAGAAUCUGAGGAUCGGAUCUCCUCAUGGAGAGGAAGCAACUGCUGUCAAUGGUGGGGCAUAACAUGCGAUAACAAUACUGGAGCUGUUGUUACUGUUGAUCUCCACAACCAAUAUCCAUCAGGUUAUGAUGCUUCUGGCAGGUAUGGAAAUUGGAACUUGAGUGGAGAGAUAAGACCUUCACUGACAAAACUCAAGUCCUUGAGAUAUUUGGACUUGAGCUUCAACACAUUCAAUGGACAAAUUCCUGAUUUCUUAUCCUCUCUGGAGAAUUUACAAUAUCUAAACCUGUCAAAUGCUGGGUUUAGAGGUGCAGUCCCUCCAAAUCUUGGAAAUCUCUCUAGGCUGCAAUACCUUGAUCUCUCCCCCAGCUUUCCUUAUUAUCUAUCUGUCGAUAACUUCGAAUGGGUGACCGGUCUUGUCUCGUUGAAAUAUUUGGAAAUGACUGGAUCAAACCUUUCAAUGGUAGGACUAAGAUGGAUUGAAGCAUUCAAUAAGCUUCCUCAUUUAACUGAGUUGCAUUUAUCUUCUUGUGGUUUAUCAACUUUCACUUCUACUCUUACUUUUGUUAACUUUACAUCACUUGCUGUCCUGGACUUGUAUGGUAACCAGUUCAAUUCCAUGUUACCUAGUUGGCUUGUGAAUAUUAGCAGCCUUGUAUCCCUUGACAUCAGCUAUAGCAGCUUGUAUGGAAGAAUUCCACUUGGUUUUAGAGAACUGACAAAUUUGCAGUCAUUGAAUCUUGGUAACAAUGACAACCUUACGGCUAGCUGCUCUCAACUGCUUGGGGGAAGCUGGAAAAAGAUAGAAGUUCUUGAUUUUGAACUCAACAAGUUACAUGGGAGCCUUCCUGCUUCCCUGGGGAACAUGAGUUUUCUCACUCGCCUCAACUUGUUUCACAAUGGCAUCAAGGGCAGGAUUCCAGGCUCGAUCGGAAGACUUUGUAAUCUGCAAUAUAUUGACUUAUCAGCUAAUAAUCUGACAGGAAGCAUACCUGAAGGAAUAGAAAACUGCCCCUCCAAAGGACCUCUACCCAGUUUGCAGAAGUUUAUUGCUAGUGACAAUCAAUUGGUCGGUAACUUGCCAGACUGGUUAGGCCAGCUUACGAGUCUUGUGGAACUCAAUUUGCAGUGGAACUCACUUCAAGGUCCCAUUCCUGCUUCUUUAGGAAAUUUGCAGCAUCUAUCUGAACUCAGGCUCGAAGCAAAUAAACUAAAUGGUAGUCUCCCUGAAAGUUUAGGACAACUCUCCAACUUGUCUGCCCUUGAUGUUUCUAUCAAUGAAUUAACAGGUGUUAUCUCUGAAACUCAUUUCUCAAGCCUAAGUAAAUUGCAGCUCUUGCUGUUGUCUGAAAAUUCAUUCAUUUUAAAUCUCAAUUCUCAUUGGAUCCCACCAUUCCAGCUGUGGUAUCUUGAACUGGGUUCCUGCCAUCUUGGUCCUUUGUUUCCUGAGUGGCUUAGAUCUCAAAAGGAGUUGCAGUAUCUUCAUUUCCCAAAUGCCAGUGUUUCAGGUUCAAUACCAGAAUGGUUUUGGGAAAUGUCUGGCAAUCUAUCUGUGUUGAAUGUUUCAUUUAAUCAGUUAGAGGGUCAGUUGCCAAAUCCAUUUAAUAUAGCUCCUUCUGCACUUCUUGAUUUGAGUUCCAACCUCUUCUAUGGACCCAUUCCUCUUCCAAGUGCUGAAAUCAACUUGCUAGAUCUUUCUAACAACCAAUUUUCUGGUCCUAUCCCUGACAACAUUGGUAAAAUCAUGCCAAAUUUGGUGUUUCUCUCUCUUUCAAACAAUCAAAUAACUUCUGAAGUCCCAGUGUCUAUUGGAGAGAUGAAAUCACUUCAGGUCGUUGAUCUUUCGAGAAAUAAUUUGACAGGAAGCAUUCCUCCAAGCAUAGGGAAUAGUUCUUUGCUCUCUGUUCUAGACCUUCAAAAAAACAAUUUGUCCGGCGAGAUUCCAGCAUCUUUAGGACAACUGAAUCUACUUCAGACACUUCACUUAAACAACAACAGAUUCUCAGGAGAAAUCCCAUCAACUCUCCAGAACUCGUCUUUUCUAGAAACUCUAGACCUUGGGAACAACAGGUUUACAGGGAACAUUCCACCUUGGAUUGGACAGACUUUCCCACAUCUUAGAAUAUUUAGCCUGAGAUCAAACAAAUUUUUUGGGGAAAUUCCUCCAGUGCUUUCAAAUUUGAGUUCCCUGCAAGUUCUUGACCUGGCAGAAAACAAGUUGAACAGCACAAUUCCUGCCAGCUUUGGAGAUCUUAAAGCCAUGACUCAACAACAAACUGUAAACAUCUAUUUGUUCUACGGAUCUUACAUGACACAAUACUAUCAAGAAAACUUCGCUGUGAAUAUGUACGGCCAGCCUCUUGUAUACACCAAGACUCUUUCCCUUCUAACAAGUAUAGAUCUUUCCGGAAACAAUUUAUAUGGCGAGCUCCCAGAACAAAUAACAAAAUUGGUUGGCUUGGUGGUUUUGAACUUGUCUGGAAAUCAUAUCAGUGGCCGGAUUCCCAAUAGCAUCUCAGAACUACGCCAAUUGUUAUCUCUUGAUCUCUCAGACAACAACAACUCAGGUGGGAUUCCUCCAAGCAUGUCUUCAAUGACAUUCUUGGCAUAUCUGAACGUUUCAAACAACAAAUUGUCAGGCAUAAUCCCUUACACAAAUCAGAUGACAACUUUUAAUGCAACAUCCUUUUCUGGGAACCCAGGUCUAUGUGGAGGUCCCCUUACAGUGAAGUGUUCAGAUGGUGGAGUGACAGGUGACUCAGACGGCAGAAGGAAUGCAGAAUCUGACAGGGAUGACAGCUUCAUUGAUAAGUGGUUCUACUUGAGCAUUGGGCUGGGAUAUGCAGCUGGGUUAUUGCUUCCUUAUUUAACUUUUGCAAUCAGAACAUCUUGGGGGGACAUAUACUUUGGUUUUGUGGAUAAAAUUGUUGCAAAGUUGCUUGAAUUCCUGUAAAAUCUGGGCAAGUAUGUUACUUUUCUUGCUUGUAAACAGAUCCCAGAUUUUGUAAUGAAGAAAUAAAUCUCACUGUUAAAACAAUUUGAUUUCGA